CGCCUCCUCCUCCUCCUCCCCCGCCGCUUCCCAGACUGCGUCGCCCGAGCGGAGCAUCGGCGGCGGAGGCCGUCCCAGCAUGCGAGAGUGAGAUGCCUGCCCGGGCGGCUCCGGCAUCGGCGGCAUCGGUUGUCCUUCUUCUUCUUCCCCCUCGGGCCGAGGCGCCCCGGAUGCGACUGCGAGGCCGGCGCCUGGCGCGGCACAAACACUUCUAUAGGACUCACUCGCCCCGCUGAGGCCGCGCCGAGGCCCGCUCGCCUCAUGGAGCCCCACGCCGCCCGGCUGGGCCGCCUGCGGGACUCGCACGGGAAGGUGGUCAGUAGCUGCCAAGAAAAAAUCCAGCACUGGAAGAAGGUUGAAAGUGACUAUGAAGCACUUCAGGACAGACUCACUACGCUGCCGGACAAACUUUCAUAUGAUAUCAUGGUCCCCUUUGGUCCUCUUGCUUUCAUGCCAGGAAGACUGGUUCACACCAAUGAGGUUACAGUUCUUCUUGGGGACAACUGGUUUGCAAAAUGUUCAGCAAAACAGGCCGGUGAUCUAGUAGAACACAGGAAAAAACGUGUAAGAAAAAUGCUGGAUGAUUUGGGGAAGGUAAUGAAGAAUUUCGAAUCCAGAGCUGAAUUCACCGAAGAUUUGCAGAAAAUGAGUGAUGCAGCAGGCGAUGUGGUUGAUAUCAGAGAAAUCGCAGAAAGUGGUGAGGUUGAAAUGAAAGGAAAGCACAGAACUGCUCACAGACCUCAUUCAAAACCAAAAAUCUGUGCUUUUGAGGGGAAUGUCGACGAGAGCGAAACAGAUAAAAAACCCAAUGGGGACUUAAGAUCGGAAGAGGACCUUUGGGCCCGACUUGAUGAACUGGAAAGACAAGAGCAAAUUCUCAAUGAACUCAGCAGGAUUUCCGAGACUAGCAAUGUAAAGGCAGAAGGUGCCUCUUCCUCUGAAGAAGAUAGAGAAGACAGAAAGUUAAACCCAGAUGUUCUUCAGAAGGAAGAAAAACCUAACACUCAGGGCAACUUUCAGAAGGACGUAACCAACUUUGAAUCAUUCGGAAGUCAAGCUAAUGGCCCCAAUCAUUACGGCAGCGACGAUGAAGAUGAUUUCGCCAUUAGUGAGAAUGCUGUGCCGACAAUAUAUUUCUCCCACACUGUGGAACCGAAAAGGGUACGAAUAAACACGGGGAAAAAUACUACGUUAAAAUUCAGUGAAAAGAAAGAAGAAGCAAAACGGAAACGGAAGAACAGCAACGGAAAUGGACACGGGACGACAGAACUGCCAAAUAUUAAAACGCCAGCAGAUAUUUAUCGAGUCUUUGUUGAUGUUGUGAAUGGAGAAUAUGUCCCUCGUAAAUCAAUUUUGAAGUCUCGGAGCCGGGAGAACAGCGUUUGCAGCGAUACCAGCGAGAGCAGCACCACCGAGUUUGACGACAGGCGAGGAAUCCUGAGGAGCCUGAGCUACGAGGACGCGACCCACAGCGACAACAGCGAGGGCAUCUUGGAAGAGGAGGAGGAAGAACAGCGGGAGCAGAAUCCCUUUCUAGGAAGCGCCUCCCUUUCAGGAAUGUAUGAGGCUUUCUCAGGGAUGGUUGUCGAGAAGGAACCUUUAUCGCCCUCCAUAAUCCCACAUCCAGUCAUUGCUCAUCCGGUCCUGCCCACCAUUUUGGAGCGGAAAUCCGAGGAGAUUCUCUACGAAGCUUCAGAAGAAACGACGAAGAGGGUUUCAAAAUUCAAAGCCGCCCGAAUGCAGCAGAAAAGCUAGUGCCCACCUAGCAAGAGUGGACCUUGUUCAUUUUUCACCAAAGCGAGUGGCAAAGGGACGGUUUGUAUCUAGCUAGUAAGAGGGCAGAUUGCUUUGACUUCGUAUCGUUCAUACUUAGGAACUCCUGUUGAUAUUCCCCCCCACUUUUUUUUUUAAAGAAACAAAUCUGUGAAGAAGCAUUUCAGGAACCUCCUCAUUUUCUUAAUCUCCCCGUGUGCAGUUAGCACCUUUAUACAUGUUUGCCUUACGAUAACAGCACAUGGAAUAAUUUUGAAAAGAAUAAUUCUCAUGAAGCUUUUUGUUGUUGUGCCGCAUUCGAAGCUAAACGCAAGCAGUUUUUGUACCAGUCGUGAGGUUAAAAAAAAACAAAAACAUUUGGGCUACUUGAAAGAAGCUUUUUUUAAACUUUCAGGUAGAACCAAACCAUUCGAUUUCAAGGCUCGCUUUAUAAUGUUUUAAAGCUUUCUUUUCUUCCCACCCCCCUCAUAUCCUUUAUUGUUUUGAAAGGUUUGCUUUUAGGUGUCUGAUGACAAAUCAUUUAUUUCCCGCCGGUAGGAAACCUCUGGUGAUUUAGCUGUAUAGAAUCUAUGAAACAGAACGCCUCGUUCCUGUAUUUGGCAGGGAUGUUUUCUUUUGAAAGGGAAAAAAAAAUAUUGUAUUUUGUAAAAUUAAACUUUUCGAGUAAAAACGGAAGAGAA
This is a messenger RNA of Thamnophis elegans (Western terrestrial garter snake), 2453 nucleotides long. It is a transcript of the gene URI1, whose product is annotated as URI1 prefoldin like chaperone. Gene Ontology annotation, molecular function: phosphatase inhibitor activity; chromatin binding; transcription corepressor activity. Gene Ontology annotation, biological process: negative regulation of transcription by RNA polymerase II; negative regulation of phosphatase activity. The record is from RefSeq and is a predicted model, not a curated record. NCBI's taxonomy places the organism in Eukaryota, Metazoa, Chordata, Lepidosauria, Squamata, Natricidae.